AUGACAAAGAAUACAAUCGCUAUGCGUGCGUUUUGUCUUAUUCUGUGCUACUUAAAUUAUUUCGUGAAAAGUGACGUGGUUCGUGAUGGCUACCAUAAGGCUAUCGGGAUACCGAAGGCAUAUUCGAUGAUGAGUGUGGAAGGUAUGUCCAGAAUAGUUGGAGGGAGCCCGGCUGGAACAGCUAUGGCGUUUCCUUAUCAGGCUGGCAUAGUCGUCACGUUAACAACGGGCUGGACAUCAGUAUGUGGCGGUUCUCUGGUCUCCAACACCAGAGUCCUCACUGCAGCGCACUGCUGGUGGGAUGGUCAAAGCCAAGCAUCACAAUUCACAGUCGUCUUGGGCUCACUACUGUUGUUCUCGGGAGGAAACAGGAUUGUCACUAAAGAUAUCGUUUUACAUCCCAAUUGGAAUACAAAUGACAUAAGGAAUGAUAUCGCAGUUGUGAAGAUACCUAGAGUUCAAUACACCAACAUCAUUCAGGCAAUUCCAUUGCCAGCCUUAUCUGACGUCAAUCAGGACUUUUCUGGAUUAGUAGGAACCGCGACCGGUUAUGGGAAAACAACUGAUGCUCAAAACAACUUCCCGCAAACAACAACUCUUCACCAUGUAAACCUGAACGUCAUCACAAAUACUGUAUGUCAGACUAGAUUUGACAUUCCACUUCAUGGGAGUCAAAUGUGUACGGACGGCGCAAGGGGAGUUGGGACGUGUGAAGGAGAUUCCGGAGGACCCUUAACAGUUGUAUGGAAAAAUAAACGGACUCUGGUCGGGAUAGUAUCUUUUGGCGUGGGUGACGCCUGUCAAGCCGGUCAUCCCUCUGUUUAUACCCGUGUUACGGCCUUCCUCACAUGGAUUCAAGCGAAUUUGUAAACUAGCGAUAAAUUUUUAUAAUGCCCGUAUGUUAAAAGAAAUUAAUGAAAUUUAAUUUUAGU
This is a messenger RNA of Melitaea cinxia (Glanville fritillary), 932 nucleotides long. Its product is annotated as collagenase-like. Gene Ontology annotation, biological process: proteolysis. NCBI's taxonomy places the organism in Eukaryota, Metazoa, Arthropoda, Insecta, Lepidoptera, Nymphalidae. Gene Ontology annotation, molecular function: serine-type endopeptidase activity. The coding region runs from base 1 to 870 and encodes 289 amino acids. The record is from RefSeq and is a predicted model, not a curated record. The transcript has 5 exons.